Molecule: messenger RNA, 938 nt
Organism: Oryzias melastigma (Indian medaka)
Lineage: Eukaryota; Metazoa; Chordata; Actinopteri; Beloniformes; Adrianichthyidae
Gene: myl12.2
Product: myosin, light chain 12, genome duplicate 2
Exons: 4
Coding region: 155-673 (172 amino acids)
Cellular component (GO): cytoplasm
Molecular function (GO): calcium ion binding
Source: RefSeq, a predicted model, not a curated record
GUUUCGUCCAGCUGCCCUCUGAUUGGUCCAUUUUGAUGACCAGAAAAUAAAAGAUUGAUGCUCCUCUUCAUUAGCUUGCGGUUGAGUUUUUAAGCGUCAUUUCCUCUGUGAUAUUAAUAUUUGCACUAAGCAGAGGGACCAAGCAGCAGCCAAAAUGUCCAGCAAGAGAGCCAAGGGGAAGAACACCAAGAAGCGCCCCCAGAGGGCCACGUCCAACGUCUUCGCCAUGUUCGAUCAGUCCCAGAUCCAGGAGUUCAAGGAGGCGUUCAACAUGAUCGACCAGAACAGGGAUGGCUUCAUCGACAAAGAAGACCUCCACGACAUGCUUGCCUCAUUAGGUAAGAACCCCACGGACGAGUACCUGGAGGCCAUGAUGAAUGAAGCUCCAGGCCCCAUCAACUUCACCAUGUUCCUGACCAUGUUUGGGGAGAAGCUGAACGGCACCGACCCGGAGGAUGUGAUCCGCAACGCUUUUGCCUGCUUUGAUGAGGAGGGUACAGGUCUGAUCCAGGAGGAGUUCCUCAGGGAGCUGCUCACCACCAUGGGCGACAGGUUCACAGACGAAGACGUGGACGAGCUCUUCCGCGAGGCGCCCAUCGACAAGAAGGGCAACUUCAACUACGUCGCUUUCACACGCAUUCUCAAACACGGCGCCAAGGACAAGGACGAUUAGAGGCUCGCCGCUCGUGGAAACGUGGCGGCGUUCUUGGUGUUUGGUUUAGUCUGUAUCUGCUGUACUCUGUGGGAGCUCGUGGAAAAGCCUCGCUGUGGUUUUACCUGCUGAAGGUGUUUUGUUGAAGCUGCUUGCUGGACCUUCGGGUCCUCCACCAAUCCUACUUUAAAGCUCAUUUGCACAUUUGUGGGGGGGUCUGGAGAGCCUGUUGGGGGAACCACACCAGACGUCUUCAGAACUUUCACAAUAAAAUGUUCUGAAAAUA